Messenger RNA from Triplophysa rosa, 2122 nucleotides. RefSeq lists its product as uncharacterized. The record is from RefSeq and is a predicted model, not a curated record. Bases 144 to 884 code for a protein of 246 amino acids. The transcript has 8 exons. Lineage: Eukaryota; Metazoa; Chordata; Actinopteri; Cypriniformes; Nemacheilidae.
CAUCGCGGUACACCCAUGUUUACACCGGAAAGAUGCAGUCUGGAUGAAAGUGGAAGUAAAAGUUACAGACGACAGGCACGCGAGACUGUAGACCUGAGGGCUGACAGUAAACAGUAAACAGCAUAUCAAAACCUGCUGACAUCAUGAUAGCUUACCCAGUCUACCAGGAGCGACCAUAUGAAGUCUCUGUAUUCCUGAAGACCAAGCCACAGAUUUUUGCGGUUUUGGAAAUGUUGGUGUCAUUAGUGAUGAUGAGUCUUAACAUAACUAGUACUGCUUAUUUCUUACUGCCAUUUCCAGUGUUUUUCCUUUUAACAGGAUCUGUAAUAGUCUUGGCUGCAAGCAAACAUAACGUUUGUCUAGUGAAAACAGCACAGGCUUUAACCUACAUAAAUAUGGUAGUUCUUGCUAUAUCCUUUCACUACCACUUGGUUUUCGCUUUGGUUUGGGGUGUGAUUGGCAUUGUCCUUAUGGUCUGUGAUGUUCUGGUCUUGAUUUUCUCUAUUGUUAUUGCCUCGGCUUCUUGCUCAUGUUGCUGCAGGCCAAAGUCAAGAAGUGUAGCAGUCAGUUACAUGAGCGCCACUGUGCCUGUCAACAGUGUUGGGCUUUUGAACCAUUCAGACCCCUCUGCUUCACCUCAGCCUGUUACUUCAGUCGUGUAUGUGCUGCCAGCAACAUACGGUCAAGUCCCGUCUUUACCUCCACCAAACUACGGCCUGGUGACACCUGCUCUUUCAGCGAAUUACAGUCUAGUUCCCACUGCACCUCCAGCUAACUACAAUGUAGUCCCAACUUCUCCUCCACCAGCCUAUGACCAGGCUUCUGUGUUUUCCCUUCCGGAGUUCCAGACACAAGAGAAUCAAAUUCACCAAUACAUGAAAUAAGAUACAUUUUUGGAAACCUGUAUAUAGUUUUUUCCUUUUUUCAAUGGGUAUUAAAAUGUGGAGGUUUAUCUUUUUUAUGUUUACACUGUUACAUGUUAAAGGCAAACUGUACCUAUCAGUACUACUUUUUGUAACGCGUUUGUCAGUAUUUUUGAUACAAUUUAUGAGCUAUAGCAUUUUGUUAUACAACCAGUUAAAUAUAAUCUAAAUUAAUGUUAAAGCCUCAUUGUGUUAGCAGACAUAUUACUAGGACGGUAAUGUCUGCCCUUUAUUAAAUAAUAAUGCCUAUUUGUCAAUAAAUCUCUAGUUAACUCAUCACUGACUUUUCUUGGUUAAAAUAGCCAUGCAACCAUUACUUCAACUCAGAGGUCUGAUUCAGACCAAAAUUGACAGCAUUUACAGACAGCAAAUAAACGUAAAAUUCAACAAUGACCCUUUAACUGUCACCAUCCCGUAUACGGGACACCUGCGUUUGCUUCAAUAUUGUGCAUGUAAUUUCAAAUCGAAUCAUGACAAACUAUAUUUAUUUAUAAUUAUAUUUUCAAAUAAUUUAUGUAGGAAGAGAAAUUGUUUCUUAUUUAUAAAGAGUGUGCUUGAUUUUUUCAUGACCUUUUACAUGCCACAGACCCGCCGGUUAUUUUUGUGAAAAUUCUGAUCUAAUCAUGACAAACUAUAUAUCAUUGCAAAGGUCUGAGACUCUAAAAUACACGUUUCAUCAGUGUUUUAUAAAAUAAAGUAUGUAGGAAGUGUAAUUGAUUCAUAAAUGACAAGCGUGUGUAUCAAAAAUAAAUACCUCCUGCGGAACACCUACAUUUACUUCAAUACUUUGCAUGUAAAUUCUUAUCAUGACAAACAUAUGGUUGGAAAGGCCUAAGACUCUAGAAUACACAUUUGAUCAGUGUUAAGAGGAAUAAUCUAUGUAGGAAGAGAAAUUGAUACAUAAAUGAAAAUUGAUUCAUAAAUGAGUGUGCUUUAAAAGUAUAGUUUCAUACAAAUGUAUUGUUUUUAUAUUGUUUCUGUGCUUUUUUAUUUGUUCAUUGUGUCUUUUAAUUGGAAAAGUAAAAAAAUAAACACACAGACAUCUCUGAUCAUCUGAGAAUAAAAGUAAACAGACAUGGUGGCAGUAACCUUUAGCUGACUGUCUGGUUGAAGAUCUCAAAUCUCACUGAUGGCUUUCCAGGUGCACCAUAUGAAGUCUCUGUAUUCCUGAACAUCAAGCCAUAGAUUUUUGGAGUAAG